CACAGUGGCACCAAAUCACUUCUACCCCAAACUGCAUCCAUUAGGAAGACCUUGAGAAAAAGCAAAACCCACUUGAAUUUCUUACAAAAACCCCCCAAAAAGCUCGACGCUGCAACAAGCAAACUCUGUUCCGUGCAUCUCCAAUGGCUUCCCCUCUCAGGUAUGGGAAAUCAAGAAAAGAAAAUAAUGGACCAGAGCCUAUAAAUCCUCAGCAAGCCAUUCUGGCUGUGGCACCACUCAAUAGUGUGCCAUACAUUGGUCCGCCUACACCACAUAGCUAUACUGCAUCGUCACCAACUAAAAGGUACACUGAGACUUUGGAAAAAGUUGCCACCAGAGUUGGGGUUGCAUUGACUGGGAGUGCAGCUAUGGGAAAGAUUGGACCAGUUAUAGGACUAAUGGACAUCGGUGAAUCCAAAGAUUCUUACUUUUUUCGUGUCUCCCUGCCAGGGGUAGCAAGGGAUGAGAGUAAGUUUCAUUCACAUGAUGGUUUCCGUUGUGAUGUUGAACCUGAUGGAAAAGUAGUAAUAAAGGGAGUAACGACGACUGGUGAAAAAAUAGUAUGCAAAAACUCCCAAAUCUUUCAGAUGCACACUCAAAACCUGUGCCCACCGGGGCACUUCUCUAUCUCAUUCCAGCUGCCAGGUCCAGUUGACCAGCAACAAUUUUCUGGUUCUUUUGGAGUUGAUGGGAUUUUGGAAGGUAUUGUGAAGAAAUGGUGACGAACAUGCCUUACAUUUUUGGUGAGCAUGGACUGAUUUAAUUUUAGUUGAGAGCUUAACAAGGACAGGACGAGCUUUAGAAAGAAUGUGGUUCAGAGUGCCAUUUACCUGCGACUUUGCAGAUAUAUGUUCCUAGAUAGAGGUGAAUGACAAUGCGAUUUGUGCAGCAUUUUGAGACCCUGUUUAGUUAAGUCAAGUCUAUGCUAUAUUUCUGAUAAAUUUUAGAAUUAGUAAGUGUUGCUACUUUUAGGAAAUACUCAAUUCUCUUGUAGACCCAUUCGUAAGAAUUUAGUCUUGGUAUUUGUGAAAACAUGUUCAAUUCUAAAAUCAAAGGUAUGGAAAGUUGAUGGUUACUUUUCUUUCACCCAUUGCACCCAAAAC
Molecule: messenger RNA, 1103 nt
Organism: Corylus avellana
Lineage: Eukaryota; Viridiplantae; Streptophyta; Magnoliopsida; Fagales; Betulaceae
Product: alpha-crystallin domain-containing protein 22.3
Cellular component (GO): nucleus
Source: RefSeq, a predicted model, not a curated record